GCAGUAGGAGAUUGCCUGCAAGCAAUGGAUUUCCUGGAUCUGUUCAUAUUGGCAUUGAUGCCAGUUCUAAAAGUUCUUCUUGUUACUGCUGUUGGUCUGUUUCUUGCAAUGGAUCGUGUUAAUCUUCUGGGGCCAGAUGCAAGGUCUCAUCUUAAUAAUUCCUGCACUCAUAUUCAGCGACCUAGCCGAUGCGGUUACUAUGGAAAGUUUGAGAAGCUUGUGGUUUAUGCCAGUGAACAUCCUUCUCACACUAAUAUUGGGUUCUUUGCUUGGAUGGAUUCUCGUAAAAAUCACAAAAACUCCUCCACAUCUGCAAGGUCUUGUCAUUGGUGGCUGUUCUGCAGGGAAUAUAGGAAACCUGCUCCUGGUCGUUCGUCCGGAACUCUGUGGAGUCAAAUAGUCCAUUUGGAGAUUCUUCCACCUGCUCUACAAAUGCAGAGGCUUAUGCCUCCUUUUCUCUUGCGGUGUGAAGGUAAUGGAAUUGACAGAGACGAACACCCUGACCCAAUUGUUGGGUUCACUAUCGGAUUGGUAUCUCCAAUUCGGAAGCUCCUGAUUGGUGACAGUGCUCCUCUCCGGACCAUUUACAGCUCUGCAGCUCUGAUAGGAAAUGCAGCAAUUCCUUGUAUAACCUUGAUUAUUGGUGCAAACCUUCUCAAGGGUCUCAGGAGAUAUGGAGUAGGUGCACCAAUCAUAGCAGGCAUUGCAGCAAUCAAGUUCAUCAUCCUGCCUGCACUAGUGUUGGCAUUGUUAAAGCUGCAAACCAUUUUGGGAUAGUGGAAUCAAAUUCAUUACUCCUGUUUACCUACUGUUUCAAUAUGCAGUUCCACCAGCUAUGAACAUUGGUGAGACACUGGCACUAAGGCCCCGUUUGGUAUAGCGGUUUCGGGGUAGCGGUUAACAGUUUUACCUAAAUCGCUAAAUAUAGAUGUUUGGUAAAUUUAUAUAUUUCGAAACCGCUACAACUAAAGUGUUUCGUAAAAU
Molecule: messenger RNA, 984 nt
Organism: Rubroshorea leprosula
Lineage: Eukaryota; Viridiplantae; Streptophyta; Magnoliopsida; Malvales; Dipterocarpaceae
Source: the annotation of a GenBank genome assembly